CAACUUUUCACAGGGGCUGCACUUGCUACUAAUAUUCCUGCAAGUCGAAUUGGAUUUGGAGGCAUUCGACAACGUACCGGGGUAACCGCUAAUACUUCUGAUACUGCAUUGGGAGUCGUAAGGCCAGUUACAUCUGUCAGAGCAGCAGGUUUUACCUCAACGGCUAUAGGAAAUAGAAAAAUGGCCUCAUUCACAGGGAUGGGAAAAUAUAAUAUUGGUCAAAAUUGGUCUUCAGAGCAAGGUCAAUUUCUUAUUGGACCUCAACUUGAUUCCACUUUGGGGCCACCAUUGGAAGGGAAAGGCGACGAGACAGCAGAAGAGAAGAUAAAAAAUAUGGAAAAACGCGUGAGUUAUCUGUUAGACAAUCAUAAUUCGCCUUACGACAAUUCCUAUUAG
Protopolystoma xenopodis is the source of this 396-nucleotide messenger RNA. NCBI's taxonomy places the organism in Eukaryota, Metazoa, Platyhelminthes, Monogenea, Polystomatidea, Polystomatidae. The record is from the annotation of a GenBank genome assembly.